AUGGAAGCUGGCGAGGAAACUAGUGGCAACAUGAACUUGAAGAGACAGAGAGCACCUUUGUCAGAUUCUGAAGACAAUGUCCUCUCGUCAUCAGAGGUGAAUGAUGUCCAGAAGCGGCGGCGUCUGGAGGCAACUGGUCAGGAGAAUCGUAGCCCUAAACCAUCCAACUCUGGACGCUUGGUUGAGCUAGGGACAAAGCCAGACACACCGAUGGUUCCCUCAGUCCGGUCCCGAGUCCAGCAGCUCACCCAGCGAAGAGAGGGAGCUCCACUGGCCCAGAGGUGCCUGUCGGAUCCUGGGGCUGUCAGCCCAUCAGCCAGCAUCUAUGACAAGGGCUUGAAAGAGCAUCUCCUCGGUGAAGAAGAAUUCAAUCAGCGAAUGGAGCGGUUUAAAGCGCCUCUUGUAAAGGCUGCCCCUGCACUGAGCCCCUUAGACCUCUGUCCUCGAACCCGCUCCAACUUUGUAUCUGACAUUCAUCAGAAACUCCAGGGCACUACAACACCCAGUUCCAAGGAGGCCUCUCGCAUGCGCCAGGAGCGGGAGCAGGAGUUGAACCAGCUGCAGUUCCAACCAAUCAGUGAGAAUGUCUGGCUGAAAAGGAGCAGCUCUGAUCCCUCGUUAGCUCAGGUUGAUGAUGCUGAGAUGAAAGAUGGCAGCUUCACUGAAGCUCCUAUAUCUGGUGCAGAAAAGCCACCUGUAAAUACAGCAGAUACUGAACUGAGCUCUCAUGAUGAGACCAACACCUCUGAAAUAAUUGAUCGGAUGUUCGAGGAGGUGCUGGAAUACGCUGGAAGGAUGGAGGAAGGGAGGGGGGAUGAUGAAGAUGCUGAGGACCGCGAUAGUGGUAUUGGUGCUUGCUCUGGAGACAAAGAUAAAAUGGACACGGUGUCAGAGAAGGGGAAAAGGGAACAAGAGGGAGAAGCCAAAGAAGAGUAUGAUGAGAGCAAUGGAGAUGAGCUGUUAACUUUCCCUCCUAGCGGCAUCCUCUCUCCUCUCAGCAAGUCUGUAGAGGCUGUGGUGACCCCUCUGCGGCUAGCAGCAAACCAGGAAUCAAAUCCUCCAUCUCUGCUGCUGACUCCAGAAGAGACCACCACUCCUCCUGUUGAAUCUGCUCCUCUGUAUAGCGUUGAUGCAUACCGAACACAAAGGCAGAGCAAGCUGCCCGCCAUUCAGAGUGUCACCCCCGGGGUUCAGAGACGAGCUCCAGAGAAGUUACAACCCCAACAUUCUGUCAACAACAAGGAGAAAAUCACAGCUCUUAAUGAAGAAGCAGGGAAGCUGCAGAAUGUAAUCAACCAGACCCUGCAGGCUCUGAGCUGCUGUACUGAUGAGGAGCAUGGACGAGGCUCGCUGGAGGAGGCUGAGGCUGAAAAACUACUGCUGGUCUCCUGUGAGAAACGCUCUGCCCUGCUGGCAGAGGUGUCCAGACUGCGGGAGGAGAGGAACUUGGAGACUGGAGAGGCAGCAGGAGAGGACAGGGAGUAUGUUUCCCAGCAGCCCUGCAGAGGGACUGUCAGCAUCACAAACAUCCAGCUGCCUCUGAAGGUGGAAUUUGUCUGCUCCUCACACAGCCGAACAGGUCGGCCAAGCCACUACUUUUUUGUCCUGAUCCGUUAUGGGCCCUGCAACAUCAUCGCCACCCCGCUGGCCACAGCUGCUGAUGCUCAGAAUGGAGACACCAUCUCCUUCCCUACAUCUGUCACUCUGAAGGAUAUUCGCUCAUCCUUUGAGAUUGAUGUGGAAGUCUACAGUCUGUCCCACACCUCAGGUAGUAGCUCCAGCGUGGACCGGAACACCACCAAGUCACGGGUCACACCAAGAAAGCUUCUGAGCACCAUCACACAGAGAUCCAAUAACAGUCUGACAUCUGCUGCGCUUCCUGCUCUCAACACUCGACGCUCCAGUAACUUCUGUCUCGUGGGCUCUCAUAAGAUCACCUUGGCCUCACUGGGACACAGCAAGUUCCCUCUGGAUAAGAUGAAACUUGAAGGAAAAAUCAGGAGGCUGCUGGGAGAUGAGUUUCAGGAAAAGGUGCCGUUUCUCUCUCCUCUAGAGGGCAACAUCUACUUACGGUUGGGCAGCGAGAGUCACUCUAAUGUGCACCACCAAGGCUUCCUGACAAUGUUUGAGUUGAUCAGUGGAUAUGGGGUGUGGCAUCGCCGAUAUUUUGUCCUGGAGGGAUGCAGCAUGUACUACUGGAACCACCCGAAUGACAAAGAAACCAAGGAAGCAGAGGGCAACAUCUCUCUGUCCAGCUCUCCCAGUCAGUGCGUCAGGCCUGUCAAGAGGGACUCCUGUGCCCGACCUUUCACCUUUGAGCUGGUGAGCAACAUCCUACAUCAGCAGCAGGACGACAGCCAGGAAGCCUCAGCCAAGUGUUGGUUUUCAGCUGACACCAAACAGGAGAGACUGGACUGGAUGGAGAAACUCAACCAAGUUCUUUUGGACUUUCACACAUGGAACCGAACAUCAGUGAUCCAAACAGAAAGUCAGCAGUCACACACGUUGAGCAGUGGGAACUUGAGGGAGAGCAUACUGUAACUACAUCACUAAGAUGACAUACAUACUCAUACAGUUGUCUGGGAUGAUGAAGGCAUCCUGGAUGCAGCUUUUAUGCGCUUGGUAGAUGAGCUGACAUCAGGGUUUAGAUCGAAAUCAAAUGGCCACAUUAUAAACAUAUAACCAGGCAAAAUGUAUCUCAUGUUGAUUUAUCUUUGGGAGAUGUUUCUGAUUAUUUCUUUUAAUCUGAAUCCAAUCAUUACUGUUGGUCUCUACUUUUAUUUGCCAAGUUACAGUUGCCAUUUGAAUAUUUUUAGUUUUUCUUUAUCAUGAUUUUGUGGAAAUCAGGUUUUAUUUUGACUUUUUUUUUCUAUGGCAAUCAGCUGCUUUAGCCUCUGCUGGCACUAUUAUUUGGUCACUUUCAGUAGCUGAGGUGAAACUUUUCUUGUAGCUCAUAUAUUUUUGAAAUAAUUUACUUUAUAUUUAGGUCCAUAUUGUAUUUUUGUAUCAUUCAAACUGGAAGGAUACACAGAUUUAUAUAGAUACACUAAUAAAUAUUGAGGGAGAAGGAAAUCUUUAACUCUACUAAACUGAUCUAGGAUAAGAAUGUAUUUGAAAUGGCCGGGGACACUACAAAUUAUUAGACUAUUGAAGGAAUGCUAGCUAGUGUGGAAAUGGGAGCCUCUCAUAGACAUUUAGACAUUAUCUGCCUCUUUAUAGUGAAAUAUUUAGGGACACAAUCAAUCUGUUCUAAGAAGUGAAUGUGGGUUGUUCCACUGAUCCAACAGAUUCUGUUUCCGGUCAAAAUCUGUAUCUGUUCCUCCUGUUGGCACAGUGUGUCACUGGUGUCUUGGAGGUUUUACUUCCUUCUCUGUGGCCUGAAGUGUUCACUCAUAUUCCUUAGUACACAGAUUGUGUUACUGCUCAUAUAUAAAUCUGUAUAUUUACAUAUGUAAACCCAUUUUUUAUAUGUAAUCCACUAGAUGAGAGAAGUGGUGAGGUAAAGUAAGAGGGCCAGCAGUGAUGCUGCUACGAUGAAUGUAGUCUGUUCUGUCUGAUGUCCUGUUUUUUUCCAUGUGUUUCCACCUAUCAGUCUGUCACUAUGUUCUAAAUGUUUCUCACGUGAACUCUCAUUCUAUGCACUUAAUGGAAGGUACCAAUAAAAUAAAUGGAA
Molecule: messenger RNA, 3673 nt
Organism: Seriola dumerili (greater amberjack)
Lineage: Eukaryota; Metazoa; Chordata; Actinopteri; Carangiformes; Carangidae
Gene: anln2
Product: anillin-like
Exons: 22
Coding region: 1-2541 (846 amino acids)
Biological process (GO): mitotic cytokinesis; septin ring organization; actomyosin contractile ring assembly
Cellular component (GO): actomyosin contractile ring
Source: RefSeq, a predicted model, not a curated record